UGUAUAUGACAAAUGAACACUUUAGAGGAUCUCGACAAUAUUACCAAAAGCAAUACGCUGCUUGCAUGACCAUCUGCAGAGAAAUUGGUUCGAUUGAUCUUCUCAUCACAUAUACUAUGGACCCGGCUGCACCAGAAUUAGACAAUAUACUUCUUGAACAUCAAACCUGGUCAGACCGUCCAAUGGAAGUCUGUCGCAUUUUUAUCGAUAAGCUUGCCGAACUUGUAAAGGACAUUACUGAGCGUGAAGUACUUGGACCCGUCAAAGGAUGGUUUCAUAGUCUUGAACACCAGAAACGGUUUUUAUUAGUUUAUACAUAUGUCUAUAUUGUUUUUAGUGGACUUCCUCAUGUUCAUUUCGCCGUUAUCUUGGAUUGGGAAAAAAUUCGCAAAUCUGGCUGUAUAACAUCAAAAGAAGAAUAUAUGUCACAGUAUAUUUCUGCUGAAAUACCGGAUUUGCCAAUACCAGAAGAUCGCAGAGAAUCGGCAGUUUUACAAAGGCUUUUGCAUAAAAUUGUUGUGACAAAACAUGUUCAUACAUGUAACCAACAUUGCCUGCGAGAAGGAUUAAGAAGAUGUGCUAAACGUUUUCCUCACAACUAUUCCGAUAAUAACAUCUAUUCGGACAAUUCUUACCCAAAAUAUCGACGCCGUCCUCCACCACCAUCGGAGAUUGAACGCAAAAAUAAUCCUGAUUUAUAUGGAAAUUCUCAUGAAUAUACCGAUCGUUAUGGCAAACAUCAUGUUGUUACAAAUCAAUAUGUUGUUCCCUAUAACCAUUUUCUUCUUUCGAAAUACAGAUCACAGUAUCUUUAUUUUUUAAUACAAUUUAAUUUUUCGUUUAGCAUUAACGUUGAGCUUGUAGCUGGAGAUGGAUGCGUAAAAUAUGUGACUAAAUAUGUGAUGAAAGGUGCCGACAUGGCAUUCAUUAGAAUUGAACAAGAUGGUGUUGAAGGAGGUGCUUGGAGGUAUGACGAGUUUCAUCAACUUCGUCUUGCACGAUACAUCACAUCUAUGGAGGCUUUUUUGUCCCUUUGGGGUACAAAAUUGGUCGUGAGAUCUCAUAUUGUAUUUUUUUCUAUUUUUUCUAUUUUUUUAUUUAUUUGGUUUAGGUUGACGAGCUUGACAUUCACGGCCCUCAGGGUCAUCAUGUUGCUAUUGAAGAAGGUAGAGAGUUAGAGAUUGCUGAAGAAGUUCAAAAGAGAUUAAACGAAGGAGAAGAACGCCGCACCCAAUUAACUGCCUAUUUCGAUUUCA
Meloidogyne enterolobii is the source of this 1256-nucleotide messenger RNA. Lineage: Eukaryota; Metazoa; Nematoda; Chromadorea; Rhabditida; Meloidogynidae. The record is from the annotation of a GenBank genome assembly.